AUGUGGACAAACUAUGACUACCAGCAAUUUGCUGAUGGCACUCCGGUUAAGGGGAAACACAAUUUGCAGUCUUACCACAGCGCUCACGUCCUUUUAAAAAAAGGCAAAGUAGAACAGGUGCAUCGGUCGACAAAGGCAUUUUUCAGGCCUCCCAAUGGCCAUCCCCGAGCAGAAAAUGUAAAAAACUUUGAAAAUCAGGAUAUAGAAGUAUCAACCACUGGCUACAGCAAACUGAGAUUGAAGUCUUGUUCUGAUCCGCACCAUCCGCGUUCGAAACGUUCUGUCACUGAAAAAGAGCAUCUGGAUAUUUUAAAGACUCUUACCAGAGAUAGCAUCUUGUUUACCGAUAACGAAAAAAUAAACUGGUCGGAUGUGGAAAAAGAUAACAUGAAAACAAGACCUCUAGAUGAACUCCUACGUUGCCUUGUCGGGAAAUCCGUUCAGGAACGGGAAAUUGCUUACUGUUCAACCGAGUUACAUCACUUAAUUCGCAAGGAUAAAAGGGUAAUAAAAGCGAUCAAGCAACUCUUUGAAAACCGAAAUCACCAAAACAUAACGUCUUGGGGCGUCUUUUCAUCUGUUCUUGCUGCACAUGGGAAAUACGAAGCUCAGAACGCUCUAGCCGAUGCGGUCAUGAGGUCCACGCCAAGGCCUCUUACCUUGGAAGAAUUUGAAUUGUUGCUGGUUGCAAUCCAUUACUUACCAACUGGACCACUCCAUUCUAAUCUCUUCGAUGCUCUUUUGAAGCUGGCAUUUGACAACACAAAGGAGGACAGCAUUACAGCCACAGCAAUGCUGGUUUUAGCUGGCCUUACAGAAAGAGCGACAAAGGCAGGAUAUAAUGAGACUUUGAGUGAAACCGUUGUAGAGAUUAUAGUCAACAGGUAUAAAAACAAGUCAAAUAUUUACGAUCCUGACAGUAUCGAUCAUGAAACGCAAUUAAGAGACCACAUCUGGGCGCUUGGUAAUCUUGGCCACCAUUCUGGACUUCCAAUAAUUCUGGAGCACAUUGACCAUGACGAUUCCAGCAUCCGAUCAGCGGUUAUUUCAGCAAUGCGCAAAAUGCCCCAAGAGUACACAUAUCAUCAUCUGAUAAAAGCCUUGCACCAGGACGAACAAAGUGAUGUCAAGACGGCAGUUGUCCACGUGUUCAUAGAGCGUCACCAAAAUUUAAGUGAUUUAGUAGUUGUGGGCUUAGAGCAUGCUAUGCGGCACGCUAACAAAGGCGAGGCAUUGGAUUCAGCAAUACGUGUGUUCCUUGAAAACCACGGUAAUCAUAGCAAAGCAAAGUACUUAAGUAAAAGACGUAACUUAAUAAAUCGCCGCAAGCGAGCAUUGAUACCAGCACUCCGACCUCGAGAGUUCAACCUAGGCCGUUCAGAAGACUGGGGUAUGAAAGUAGGAGGUAAAUGGUUGGGAGCUGAAACUAAUGUUGACUUUGCUAACAAACUUAGCCUGCGAGUUGGACUUUUUGACGGAAAACUUGAAGUAAAUCUUUAUAAUUCUGCACUGUUUCAAGGUCACAUUCUCAAAUAUCCUUUUGACAUAUUCCAAGGCAAAGCCACCUUUAGGGCAGCAGCAAGUUUCAAAAACGACAUUCCUAAAGACCUCAUACAUACUGUUGUAGACGCUGGAGACGAACUUCUAAGGCAGUUCGACAGUAUUGCAAGCGUGAUCACUAAUGAUAUACAAAAGUUUAGAGAAAGACUUGGUGGAAUUGUCCCUUUGCGCUUAGAUAAGUUGAGAGAAUUUGUAAAGAGUAUUGACAAGUUUUUACAACACUUAAAACUUCCCUUGCAAGCUGUUAAAAGUACCAGAAACAUUGUAAGUUAUUCGAAAAAAGUGCACGUUCAGGUAAACAGAUGGAAGUCAAUGAUGGAAAGAACCACAACAAUAAAUAAAAUUCUGGUUAACACUACACGUUUUGGCUUUUUAUUCAAGACAGCUCUUGACAACUUGGACAGGGUUCUUGGAGCUGUCGUUGGCAUACGCAAAGACCUUCUAAACAAUUUGCCAAAAGGAUUCAGCACAAAUGAACUUCAUGCCCGCGGGAAAAAUUCAGCGAGCCAACAGAAAGAAAAGAUUAAAGAAUAUUUUCCUACGCUAGGAUCACCUGCUACGGAUGGAUUCAGCUCUCAGCUUCCAUUUAAACUAACAAAGCAAUUUUCCUUUUCACUUGAGAGUUUUCAAGUAGUUUUGAAUCGGCUACAGCAUUUUAGCAACAAUGUUCUGCACAUGUCAUAUUUGCUGGAAUCUUUUAAAGACGUAAAACUGCCUGUAUUAAAGCUGCGUUUCUUAGAAAGGCGAUCAUCAACGUUUCUAAAAGACAGAUUUAAUUUUGGACUUACCUUUGACUGGAGGCUUAGUUUAAAAUUCAAUCUCCAGUUAGAUUCUUCUGAUGUCCAGAAAUUAGUUACAAUCCUUAAGAAUGUUAGUGAUUUUUUUAGUCAGUUUUCAAAUGAUAAUUUCGAUCUCGAAACUUUCUUUCGAGACAUCUUGCCAGCUGGAAAAUAUGAUUUGAAAACACGCUAUACUGACUUGUUUAGAAAAAAACAAGCUGUUACAGUGAUAAAUUCUUUUGAUUCUGCUACCGUUUUACAAACAUUUUUAUCGGCGCUAACAACUCACCUCCACUCAUAUAUGUCGAAUGUGUCUGAUAUCAGUGACAUUAUAAACUUCUUUCAAGAACUUGGACCCGCCGUCACGCCAUUUUUUGAACGGAAUGGUCAGUCGAUUUGCGAAAUCCGUCAGGCGGCAUUAGACUUUUUUCACGAAAACUUCCAGAGGGAAGGUAUCUCGGAUCUGAAGGAUGUUCACAAGGCAGCUGAAACGGUCCUUAUGGAACUACACAAUUUUACCAUCCUUGUGGAAAAUUUGAUGGAAAAAGUCGAAAAUAAUUUUACAGGUUUUGCCAAUGGGUUACUUUCAGACUCAACAAAAGAAAUGGCUAUCAUAAAGAAUCUAGCCAAUAAUAUCUUGAACUUUACAAAUGGUUCUUCGUCUAAAGUAAGAGGGUCAUGCACCAAAGCAUCAAGAUUCUCAGCCGACGUAAUUGAUGACGUACAAAAUAGCGUCCAUCAAACACUCGAUGACCUUACGUCUUUUAUUGGACCUGGGGCGAGUAAGAUAAAGGCAGCUGGAAGAAAGGUGAGACUUACUAUAACAGAAGUGGAAAAUUGGUACAAGGAAAACCUAGCAAUUCGCGUUGGAAAGAUUUCUCGCGUUGCUCAAAUGGUAUCAGACUUCCUUUCAAUUCUAGGUACGAAAAAGAGUUUUGCUACCACCGUUCAAGAGAUAGCUUCUAUCAUCAACAAAGCGCUUAGGCAUCUUAGAAAUAUUCCACAAUUCACAUACAAAGCAAGAAAAACAGUAGACGAAGUCAUAAAUUUUGCUGAAAGAGCGCAAAGCUAUAGAGAUGAUAUUAAGAAGCUAGAUUUGCGAAGACAGUUUGGAAUUGACUUUGACCAGAGAAUAACACGUAUCUGUGAUGAGUUCCGGAAGAUCACUAGUGAAACACUGAAGAAACUCAGUCACUAUGAUGUGGUACAAGAGGUUAACUCCUUCUUAAAACAGGAAUCCAAAACGUUUAUGAAUAAGGCAUCAUCAAAUCUUAGAGCAGUAAAAGUCUCUGUGAAUGAGAUUAAAUUGGAAGUGAAAAAAAUGAGCUCGAUGGUGACUGAAGUUAACGCAAUUCUAUACAAACUAAAGCCAUUUACUAAAACCUUAUUGCCCUUAAGUGCAAUGUUACAAAAGCUACCUGACUGUACGCAAAUAAAAAAAAUAGUUCUGGAUAAUGGGCCUUGCGUUCGCAAGGCACAAGCGGUUGGCAGAUCCUUUAUCGAUCAGUACAAAGACUUAAAAGCCGAAAUAGAGGUCCUGAAGAACAUGGUGCCACAAACGUGGAGGAACUUCAAAAUCCAAAAAUGUUUAAAAAGUGGUAGUUGCGUUUCCAAAGUGUUCAUUGAGCAAGGAAAGGUGGUAAAGAACAAAGCAAAUUCCAUUAAAGUUAAACUUGGCGAAGUUAGUGGCUACUCUACCUUGCUUAAAAUGUGCAAAAAAAACAUAGACAACAUGAUGGUGCUUUUUGACGUCGUAAACCUAAUUGUUGAAGAGGUCCAAAACAUGUCUAAUAGAGAUGACUUCAAAAGAGUAAUAAUCAUGCUGCAAAAGAUUACUGGUCGAAAGCCAGAAAAAAGUGAAAAACAACGUCUGAAAAGAGACCUGAAGAAUGAGAAAGUUGCGAAUGAGCUAAUCACUGACUAUAUGCAAAAAGCCAAUACGACCAAUAUUAAAUUACAAGCUUUUCAAGGAAGUACUUUCCACAUGUUACGUAGCGUGCACGACGACGCCAUACAAAGACACGUUCAAACACUCGUAACUGCACGCUCCAGGCUCCAGCUUUCUCAUCAACUGUGGAAGAAAAGUCGAAAUGUGGACAAGACUCUGACCGCCUUAGACAUCGCUUAUAAAAACGCACUUAGAUUUGCAAAAACCUUCAAUGAAGUGGCCACUUAUGUGUCAGCGCCAACUAUUAGCUUGUUGACUAAUACAUGGGAGAUGUCAGUAGUUGUCAAACCCUUUAUUGAAAGGUAUACCUUGGAGGCCAGUGAAGCUGUUGCUAAAGUGAACGGGCUUGCAGACAAAGUCAGCAAUUUUUUAAACAAGAUUCAAUCUAGACAGAGGGGUUUAGAUCCCAGCGAGUACAAGCCAUGGCAAAACAUACCUUACUGUUCUGAAGACGUCUGCCUACGUUCCAUAAGACGAUCAUCAACAGUCUAUUUGUCGACUAUCUUUCCUUGGAAAUUUCCCCAUCUUGAUGAUCUUUCCUCCAUGCAAAAAGCCGGUCGCUGGUUAACUCCAGGGUUGUUUGAUGAUUAUAAAAUUCAAGGAAUUUCUCAGCUUUCCAAUACCCAAAUGAUUCUUGGGAUGUAUGGUGUUGCAAGUAAUGAAAAAAAGGCAUCUCUUCUUGUUGUCACAAACUUCGACCGGGGUGUGGAGAAAAUCGUUCAACUCUCUAAAGAAGGCCACCCUUUGUCCUUAAAAAUUGGUGGUGUUGCCUUAGCUGGCGAAUACAUUUGGGUGAGCGAUUGCGAAAGAAAUAAAAUCAUUUCCAUCAAAAAAUCUGUUCUUCAAUUUGAAAUUACUUUGGAUAAACCUUCGCGGAUUGAUAUCACAAAGACAGUAUCUGUUGAAGGAACGGCGACAUCUGUUUCUUAUGACAAAGUAAGCAAUAUGUUGUGGCUUACAUGCGACGAAACUGGGAAAGCAUAUGGUUAUGAACUUUCUCCAAUUGGUGACUUGCCCACUACUGGCUUAACUCCAGCUAGAAUAAUUCACAUAGGAAAGAACGUUAAAGGGAUGACCAUUUUGAGACAGUUUGGUGGCGAAUACGCAUGCCUCUCUAAAUGCGCAUUGAUUGCUGGAUUUCAGUGCAAACUCGAGUUUCACGAUCUUAGCAGGGGCGAAACAACGGAUGAAAACACUCUUGUGAGAGUGGUUAGAACUCCCUCCGGUUUAGAAUCUGUCACAACAAUUGAUAACGAAGUGGUUGCUGUUGCGUUUUCUAGCGGCACUCUAGCUGAGAAAGAUAACAUAGAACUCAUUGGUGGAGACUAUGAGGAUAGGUACUUUAAAUUGAGACUACCAAUUUUAAAAACUAGUUUUUUUAUAAAAGAAAAUUGCCUUCACCUAAGGCUACUCAAUAACGAUAUUUUACCUCUACGAAAAAUUUUUCCUGUUGGAGAGGUUGAAUGUGGAUCAAAACGCAAGCGAAGUAUCUUUCAACAGCUUAUGGAAACAGAUGUCUACCACGAAAGCCUAGAAGACAUUCAUCAUGGGACAAAAAGGGUACGAAGAUACCUUGCAGAUACAGGCCCCUGUAUGAGCCUACAGAAAAUGAGUUUACUAAGCAAUUCUGUCACCUUUUUUCAUCAGGAAAUAACCGUCCCUGUGAUGGGAACACCUGUAAAAUUUUUUAUAGGAGCAGGUGGUCAUUAUAGUAUUGAAUUACAGACAGCAAUGUGUGUGAAAAGCAAAUUAUUUAAACUGGGCCUUAUACCAGGGGCGUGGGUUAAGGCUUAUGGUGGUGCAAGCGUAUCUAUUGUAGUAAUUGCUGUUGGGGUUACCGUUGAAGCUAGACUACUCGAGACCUCUCUAAUACCGACAGUAAGUGUAGACAUCAGCAGGCUGCCACCACAGGCGUGUAUCGAACUCAAACUGGUUAUGACACCUCUAAGGAUAAGAGUGUUCCUUUGGGUAAGCUUUCGCUCUCUCAAUGUGGAUGCUUGGAUUUUUGGCCUCAGAAUUUCCAUUUCUUGGGGGCGACAAAGAACAGUUCUAGAAUGGACGUGGUCAAAACCGCAAAUAGAGAGAACUAUUUUCAAUAACUGCGACAGAAAUGUAAAAUUCACGCCCCCUAAAGCUGGACACUGUCUUGCACAACAAGUAUCAGAUAAGACUUACUUUAUUCAGUGGCACGGAUUUCACGACGACACAAGGAUUAAAUCCUACAAUGUAAAAAUAGGAUCUAUAAAAGGCUUUGGUGAUUACUUCUCUAAAUGGACUGAUACAUCACUGACCUUGGUAGUCAAGGAACUGUCAAUCAUGCACGACAGAAACGUAUUUGUAAGUGUCAUGGCAAAGAAUGAAGAAGGGCUGGACAGCUCUCUAGCUUAUUGCCCAUUAUUCCAAGCAUGGCAGAAGAGUCCACAAAUUCAAUUUGUUUAUGACGGUGCUUUACGAGAAAAAGAUGUUGACUAUCAAUCUGAUACGUAUUCUUUAGCAGUAAAUUAUGCUUUUAAAAGUGAUUCAAUUAAGAUAGUAAAUCUGAAAUGGGGAGUUUCUUCGCAGUCGACGUGCACGUUUGACGAAUCAGAGACAGAAGUUGUACCACUGUCAUCCCUUGGAGAUUACAGUUCUAUUCAAGUAUCCGGCUUAAGUCUUGAACAUGGAAAAAAAUACUUUACCCGUCUGUAUGCAAUGAAUCAAGUUGGACUUAAGACAGUUAUGUGCAGUGAUGGUGUCUUAAUAGACAUAACUCCACCAAUACCAGUAUCAUUUCAAGACGGUACGGGGGAUGUCGAUGCUCAGUUUAUUCCAUCAUUAACACGUGCUCGUGGAAAAUUUCGACCGUUCAAUGACCCAGAGAGCCCAAUUAUAAAGUAUGAAUGGAAGAUUGAAGCGAAUAUUUCAGGACGUUUUAUAAAUGUCACUCCAUUCGUCAGAAUACCUGUGACCCAACAGGAACCGCUAAUGGAAGGCCUCUCUCUUACUCCUGGCUCUUUAUACAGGCUUGUACUACGCGGAACUAAUGCAGCGGGUCUUCAAUCGAUAAUUAAAACGAACGGAUUCAAACCAGACGUUACACCACCUUUUUGCGAGGGAAAUGUGGUCGACGUGACGAGCGAGACCGACAUGGAUGACGUAGAUGUUGUGGGAGAUUUACAAAUCAUUCAAGCAAAGUGGAAGUGUUUUGAUCGUGAAAGCGGCAUCAAAUACCAAAGUUUAGGUAUAGGAACAUACCCGGGAGGUGUUAACAUAAAAGCAUUCGAAGAUGGAAAGUUCUUUUCUCUAACCAUAGUGGAAAGUGAAAUGUUCUACGUAAAGUUUUACAACGUGACAAUUCUACCAAAAGUUAGAUAUCACGUCACAGUGAAAAUUAUCAACGGGGCGGGCCUGAAGAAAACGAUCACAUCAGACGGCAUUUUGGUUGAUAUAACCCCCCCUACUGUUGCGUCUUAUUAUAUCAAAGAUGGCGAAAGUGGAAAGGACAGAAACUUUACCACUGAACGUUUCACGUUUACGGCACAUUGGGAACAAGCCUUCGCCGAUGCUGAAAGCGGAGUGGUUGAAUAUCGUGCUGGACUGGGAACAAAACCUGGAGUAGCUGAUGUUAGAUCAUUUCCUGUUUUAGGAUCGCAAACCAAUGUGACAGUAUCAGGACUUCUCCUAGAAAGCGGCCAGGUGUAUUACAUGACAGUUGUGGGUUGUAAUGGAGUGGGUAUGUGCGUCAACGCCAGCAGCAACGGUAUGACCGUUGAUUUCGUUCCUCCCAAUGCUGGAAAGGUAGUCACGGGACUAAAAGGGCCUCCAGUGUUAUAUCAGUGGAUAUCAAAGUCCGUUUGGGCGCGGUGGAAAUGGUGUUCUGCUGACGAGAGGAGAAAUAACGUCCUCUUGAAUUCCAGCGAGUGUAGCAAAGACAGCUUCUAUGACAUACACAGUGGAAUUAGCAUGUUCAGUAUGUCGGUAAUGUCUCAAGAAAAUAAAACGCUUCUUAGCCCUUUAAGACCAGUGGGGACUCAAAGUUAUAGUGGCCGUAGUAUUGAUAUGGAAGAUGGAGUGUACUCAGUAGCUAUCGAAGCCACAGACAAAGCAGGUGUCAAUUCCCGAGGUUUUUCAAACCCAUUCAUUGUUGACAGCAGUCCCCCGUUAAUAAUACUUGUACAACAUGGGUAUUUUGGUGAAACGAUGGAGUUUGUGAACACUACCGUUAUCACGUUUCGCUCCUAUUUUAUAGUCAAAGACGAGAUUUCUUUAAUAACCACUUGUAAAAUUGGGGUCGGAACCUUUUCUGGUGCAGACGACGUAGUGAAGUUUGAAAAGCUUUCUCUACGUGAACACACCUCAACGUUGCGAGCUAACUGGACUUCCCCUGAGCCAACAACUCUGGAAAACCACAGACGUUAUUUUAUCACCGUACUGGCAAGAAAUAGGGCCGGACUUUUAUCAAUAAAAUCAUCUUUUCCCAUGUUAUCUGACUUUGAAGCCCCUAAAUAUGGAUUAGUAAUGGAUGGAUGGGGCUCCAGCGAUAUUGAGUAUCAAAGCUUCUCAUCUCUUUACCGAGCACACUGGUAUGGGUUUACGGAUUUCUCGGGAAUUGAAACCACAUAUUUGGGUUUGUCCAGUAAAGCAGGUGGUAGCUGUGAUGUAAAACAGGAAGAACUGGUGCCGAGUAAUUCCGUCGCUCACGUUUUGUUCGGAUUAUCUUUGGCUUCUGGGAAGAAAUACUACGCAUGUCUCAAACUUGUGGACAGAGCUGGAAAUGUUGCGUAUUUUCAUUCCAAUGGUGUAAUGGUCGAUUCCUCUCCUCCUCUGACAGGGUUUGUUAAUGAUGGGUCUUUGGACCGAGAUGUCGACGCACAGACUGAUAGUUCAGUUCUUAGAGCUUCUUGGGCCAACUUUUCAGAAAACGAAACAAGGAUCGCGUCAUAUCAUCUGGCGUUUGGAUCAGCUCCAGGAGCCCAAGACAUCCAAGAUUUUACAAACGUAGGACUGGUUAACACAUCACCAAGUUCACGACUUAAGGUUCGAGAACUAAUAAAUGGCGAACGCUAUUACGCGACGGUGAUAGCUUAUAAUAUACUCGGAAUACCCAGCUCCAUGGUCUCUUCAAAUGGGGUGUUAGUGGAUUUCACACCUCCGAUUUUCUCUCAGCCAACUCGCGAUGGUGAGGAUCCCAUCAGCGAUCGUAAUUACACAUCUCAGAGCUACCUGAAGGCAUCAUGGACCUGCCUAGAUCCAGAAACUAAUGUUUCAUCGAUUGAAAUUGCUUUUGGUCUGCAGCCUGGGCAAACAGACGCUGUUAAUUUUACAAGCCUGUCGGUGUCACAAACUUCGUUCCUAAUCGGUCACAAACUAAAGCUGGGUUAUCGGUAUUUUGCCACUGUUCGAUGUACGAACAAACUUGGCCUCGCAGUUGUUUCUUUCUCGGAUGGCAUUGUAUAUGAUGAUACCCCUCCCACUUUAGUGCACCUGAAAGAUGGUGAUUAUCAGAGCUCAAACAGGACAUUACUUAUAACGCUGAAGUUUGUUGAUGCAGAAAGUGGUGUCCAUGCAUAUAAAGCGCAAGUGUGGACACAUUCUGCUGGCUCUUCCCUGGAUUCAUAUGGCUCAUUUACAAUUCCUGUUAACGUUACUAGCGCAAAGUUACAGCUUUAUAAAGAACUUAAUUCUGGGACAACAUAUUACGUUAACGUGACAGCUGUGAACGGCGUUGGCUUGGAAGCAACAGAGCAGUCAGACGGGUUCAUCGUUGAUAUGACACCUCCGGCAUGCUCCAAGGUUUGGGAUGGAUAUGCUGAUUCUGAGGAUGAACAGGAAUUUGCUACCAGUUCAAGUCAAUUGAAAAUAUCCUGGGUGUGUUACGACAACGAAUCGUCUAUAACACAAUAUCGAUUUGCGGUUAAAGAUGUGUAUAAAUCAGAAUAUCUGUUUCCAUUUCACGCUUUGAAAACACGCGUUAACUCUUCCGGGUCGGCAGUUAUCACGGGUGAAGGCCGAACUACCAGAAAAAUUUUGGAAGGUCACAUUUACAGUAGUGGAAUUGAGAUCGAAAAUUCAGUUGGUAUGAAAACAGUUUACUGGACAAAUGGCGUCACGAUUGACAACACAUCUCCUUUACUUUUUGGUCUUCAUCUCACGUUUUUUCCUCAGAGGGAAUUACUUACAGCAGAUUGGUCAGUUAGAGACGAAGAAAGCGGCCUGAUAUCUCUAUCGUGGGGACUUGGGACAACUCCAGAAGCAAAUGACAUCAGGAACUACACAGUAAUCUCACCCAUAAACACAAAGGUAUCCGUGUUAACAUUCUCUUUUCCACAAGGGAUAACUUGCUUUUUGAAUUUAUUGGCGAUUAAUAACGCUGGGUUAUCAAGCAGAAGCUCGUCGAACGCUGUAAUCAUAGACCGCUCCGCCCCCGAUCCUGGAUUUGUAGCUGCAAAUUACGCUUUUCCGCCUAACUAUGAUCGAAGAAAGAACAAAGUACCAAAUUCUACUCUUGCAGUUAGUUGGACAGGCUUUGCCGAUCUUGAAAGUGGAAUAAAAAUGACCAGUUGGGCUGUCGGGACUAAUCUUUUAAAACUGAAACGAGCGGACUCGGAUCGUUAUACCAAAGUGGUUCCCAAAGAGUCUAUUGGGGGACUCAUCAUUCGAAAUCAAACACUGUGGGGAAAUAGCACAUAUUUUGUCUGUGUACGAUUGACAAAUGGAGUUGGACUUCAUAAAACAGAUUGCUCGACAGGAAUGCUGAUCAUAUUUGGUCAACUUUCGGCUGGUGUCGUGAGUGACGGUCCAAUAACCUCAGCUGAUGACAUCGACUUCCAGCUGGACGACAAAGCAAUUUGGGCACAUUGGGAUGGUUUCGAGGACCCGGUGUAUGAUAUCCAAGGUUAUAAUUGGUGUAUCAGAGAGCACCCAGCAAGUUUUUCUGGGUCAGAUAUAUGUAAGUGGACUUUCACAGAAGUCGCCCAUUUGAAGACAAGUGCUAGCCGCUUUCACAACCUGACACUCUUGCAUGGAAACAAAUAUUUCGUGACAGUGAAGGCUGAAAACACCAGAGGCAAUACCAUGAUGUCGUCUUCAGAUGGUGUAGUUAUAGACCGGACACCUCCAAUCGGAAAAGCAAUAAAGAUCUCACCAUCAUCAGGCAAGGAUACCUUGUUUAUAACCUCACAAUCUGCCCCUAUAGUUACCUGGUCGAUUGAUGACCCAGAAAGCGGUAUCAGCCACUUUACUAUCGCCAUUGGUAGCUUACCUUUUCAGGAUGACCUCUUAUCUAUUCAGCAUGUUGACAGACUGCGUCACUCUAUAGAUUUAAACCUCGCAAACUUUACCGUUUAUGAAGGCCUAUCAUUUUUUGUAACUGUUACUGGUGUUAACAUGCUUGGAUUGGAGACGUCUCUAGUCUCACAGGAGGUCGUGGUGGACUGGACAUCCCCUAGUGUUGGUUCAAUCAUGGAAGGUAAACUGACUGAUCAACUGUCGCAAGCAAUAAUCCACAGUGAUGACCAAAGAGAGGAAGCGACACUGUUUUGUCACUGGAGUAGAUUUCAAGAUUCUGAAAGUGACGUUACGGAGUACCGCUGGUGCUUGGGAACAUCGCAAGGUAGGAACUUUUUAUAGUUUUUUUAUUUAUGGUGGAAAACUGCAUUUAACAGAACCUCAUAUAAAACGAAAGACCGUAAUUCUAAACUUUCUUUCCAUAUUUCUUUAAACAAACCUGAAUCAAGCGGACACUGACGAGCGUCCGGCGAACUUCAGUCUUAAGUAUAAUAAACUUAACAUUAAUUGGUUUGUAAAUCCAAUUCUUUCUUUCAACGAUAUCGAUAGCACAUGUUACACUUGACAGCCGCAAAAUGACAGGAUAAACUUUCAAGUUUUUGAAGAAAGGAAACUGAAUAUCAAGAAAAAGGUCACUGGUCAUUUAGGAGAGUAAAAUGCAGGAAGUAGGCACACUUAAGGCAAUCUUUAGCGCGCUCUAUAUAUCUGUCUUGGCGCGAAAUUGUGACAUAAAUCACUUUCGCAAAAAAUGGGCUUACAAACAGUUAUACAGACAGUCAGUGUUACACCAAACACGUCCACCAUUGCAACAAGAAAAAUCAUCAUCAACUAGCCCUUAUGCCUUUAAGCGUCGAACAGGAAACCUUCCCUCCUAAAUUCGAGCUAUGUGGCUGCUGUCACGCUGAUAUCUUAGGGAUGAAGCUGUUCAUUAACAGACUAUUUGUGGGUCGACUUCGUUUUUUUUUACGAGGGGAGAAAUAAACUUUACCGAUCCAAAACACAUAAUGUAAGGGUGUACGCCUUAAAACUAAGCUUUGUACACAUCAGCAACAGAAGACUUAAUGGUUCCUGUAUAUUUUUCCAGGCUCUUGUGACGUGACAAGCAUGGUUUCAGGCGGAAUUGACACCUACGUGAAACACACAAUCAUUCCUCAAGAGAAUUUCCAGUUUUUCUUUACUCUCGAGGCAAUCAAUGGAGCUGGUCUUCAAAGAAAAACCACCUCUGAUGGCAUAAUAGUUGACAGCUCUCCACCCGUGAUAGCGGGGAUCUAUCAUGGCGGCGAAAGGGAAGAACAGAAUCUGAAUCAAGCAAUUUUGCAAAACGACGGUGAGCAAUUAUCAUUUUAUUGGGAUGAACCCUAUGACGUGGAAAGUGGAAUUUCAUAUGUAAAGUGGUGUGCAGGUACAGCUAAUCAUUUAUGUGAUGUAGUUCCUUUGACGCUCAUAGAAGAUCCAAAAGUUACUUCACGAAACCACUACCUAUCUAAAUCACUGACUUCUGGUACAGUUGUUUUCAUGAUGCUAGCAGUCACAAAUGGAGUAGGUUUGAAAACGGAAGUAACAUCCCCACCUCUGCUAAUUGAUACCACACCACCAUCGCCAGGGAACGUUACAGUAGGAAAUACUUUCGAAACCAAGUACUUUAAGAACGGUGAUCUAAUUACAGCCAAAUGGACUGGAUUCGUUGAUAAUGAGAGUCAUUUGAACUACUUCGAGUGGGCCAUAUGCCAGGCAAGUAACAAAGACGAAUGCAUUAGUCCGUUUGUGAAUGUAGGGACCAGAACUAUCCUGGAGAUCGAUGCUCUCGGUCUUACUUACGGAGUGUCUUACGUUGUAAUUGUGCGAGCCUUCAACAAGGCUGGACUGUUUAGAGAAGCUGGCUCGAAUCAAUUUAUAGUAAGUGGGAAGGAACCAUCCCCUGGAACAGUGUAUGACGGGACGCAGAGAAGGAAGGAUAUUGAAUUUCAAAGCUCUACCAGUCACAUUUCAGCCAACUGGUCUCCAUUUAUUGACAGUGAAGGUAACAUUGUUGAGUAUGAAAUGUGUGUGGGAGGGAAACUAGGAGUCUGCGAUGUGGGUGACUUUGUUAGGGUCGGUAUUAAACUCAAAGGAAUAAUAAGCGGUCUAAGUUUGCAGCAAAUCAAAAAAUACUUUGUGACCGUGCGAGCAACGAGUGAGUCAGGCUAUACAACAACUGCAACAUCCAAUGGAGUUACAGUCGAUAAUACGCCUGCUGCCAAAGGUAACGUAAGAGACGGUAACACACUUACAGAUAUCGAUUACCAGGCAGAUAACAAAUACAUCUAUGCUAACUGGGAUGAUUUCAGGGACGAUGAAUCAGACGUUGUAAGUUACACAUGGUGUGCAGGAACAAGAAAAGGUAUCUGUGACCUUGUCACGGAAACCGACGAAGGAGAUCGCACUAGUGUUAGUCAGCAGGUUCACCCGCCACUUCCCGAAGGAAUAGAGAUAUUCGUGACUGUAAACGCCUUAAACAACGCAGAGAUAUCCAGUAUUUCAUUUUCGGACGGAUUUCAAGUCGACAGCAGUCCGCCAGUUUUCUCAAAGGUAACUUGUUUAACUCCUUUACAGUUUUCCUCCAUGGGUCAACUUUUAUUUUAUUGUUUUGAUUCCUAUUUUGCACGAAAUUUACAUUCAAAAUCUCUCCCGUAAGAGUUUUAGAAAAUGUAUGAUUCAAUUUUAUUCAUAUCUUGUUAAGCUUCCCUAGAGUUUUAAAAAGCAGUUAUAGUGGUUAUAGCCGUCGUUCUUCAUUUGCGCUUUUGUUCUUUUUGCUUCUCUUUCUGCUUCUGUUCUUGUUUCUUUUUCUUUGUAUUCUCUGUUAUCUACAGAUUGGUUCAGUUUAUACUAUACAGUUUGUAGUAUUUUUAUCAUUUUUUUUUUUUAUAGGUGGAGGACUUGCAGCUCAGAACAGGUAACAAUGACAUCGACUUCCUCUCUGCCAAAGAAGACUACUGCGUUAAGUGGAGUGUCGCAGACGCUGAGAGUGGUAUACUCACAACUGAAGUGUCGGUGUGUUCUAAAAUGAACCCUGAGGACUGUUUGCUCAAGGGCCUUGACGUUGGCAAUAAAACAUCCAUUUGUUUAUCUGACCUUGAAUUCAGUGAAGGCUACGAGUAUGUUUCCAAUAUUCGCACUGAGAAUAAGGCUGGGCUAUUCACAGAACUAUUCUCAGACGGGUUCGCAGUGGACACCACUCCUCCAUUCAUAGGCGAGGUUGUAUAUACUCACAACUCAUGGGCAUCUUUAAAGGGGACUGAAGUUUAUGCACAUUCUCAAAUUGCUGUCCAGUGGGAUGGUUUCGUGGACCUGGAAAGUGGCAUUCAAGCGAGUUACGUCUGUCUUGGAACUAACCCAGGGGAAUGCAACAUCAAGAACUUUACAGACGUGAAGAACGAUACUUCUUUUACUUUUGAAGACUUGCUGCUAAAUCAAGGAGAAACUUACUUUGUUUCUGUCAAGGUAGAGAACGAAGCUGGCCUGACCAGUGACGUUAAGACAUCUGACGCGAUUGUUAUUGACAAGACAGGUAGAGUAAACAACAGAUUCUGGCAUUAAGAACAGGUUAUCUUUAUCCCAUAAACAUCUGUAAUUUUUUUUUUAAAAAAAAGACAAAAUUUGCAUAGUUUAUUUUCAUUUGAAGGUAAAAGCCGAUUACAUUAGCUAAAAGCUACUUCGAGAUAGUAUCUUUGUGAAUGCUUUUUACCUUAGAGACAAAUCAGUUACGGUGUGUAAUCUCUAAACUAAAACACUGACACAUAGAAUUCACAUUUUUCUUACCCUGUUUCUCAUUUUAUCUUAAAGGACCUUUUAAUGAAGGUGUCGUACGAGAUGGAAAUAUAAAAAGUCAAGACAUCGACGUUCAACAAAGCAGAACAAAACUAGCAGCACACUGGUAUGCAUUUGAAGAUCUAGAAAGUGACGUUAUUGCUGUCACAUGGUGCGCAGGACUGUCAGCAGGUGCUUGUGACGUCAUCAAAGAAACGCAAAUGGACCCUGGUAGUAAUUCUGUUGACAAAGUCCUAACAAAGCCGAUCAUGACUGGUGAGAAGUAUUAUUUGACAGUCACAGCAACGAACGGCGCUGGCGUGACUACUUCAACUACAUCAGAUGGCGUGAUAGUUGACGAUACACCACCCUCAGCUGGUAGUGUAAUCGAUGGAGUUGACUCAGAUGAGGAUUAUGUAAAUGGUGAAGACGACAUCACAGCACAUUGGGUUGGCUUUGAGGACUUGGAAUCUGGCAUCGACUCUUAUGAAGUCGCUUUAUGUGAUUCUAGGAACUUGUCGUUCAGCAGUCAGCCAUUCACCGGGGUUGGAAAGGCAACCAACGUUACCUUCACAGGUAGGGAACUCAUAUUUGGAAAACAUAUGCAGUAGUGGGACUAUCUAACUGUUCUAGCAGCUGUGUUUGGAGUUCCCGAGAACAAUUACUAACUACAAGACUUACCUGCAAAAAGUAUGCAAAAUAUGGUUAUAAAUAUUUUUUUGUGGGUGGCCUCCUGUAGUUUUUUAGCAGAGAACAACUUACGUCAUCCAUCUAGCCAGGGGACUUAAUAUUGUAAACUGCGAUAGAGCCGAGGCAAAGGAGGGUGGUUUAAGUUACAAAAUCUAAAACGAAAAAGUACGAAACGAGUGCUACAAUGAGUAAGAUUAGUACAAGUUGUUCAUAUAUUCAAAUCUGUAAUGUGGACAAAACACUUUUCACUUCUUAUUUUGACAGGUUUAGAUCUCCAAGGGGGCGCACAAUACAGGUUUAUCGUUACAGCCCUAAAUCGCGCUGGACUCAAAGUUGACGCUUUCUCCAACGGGUUUACGGUUGAUUUCACUCCUCCUACGAUAAGCAAAGCAUGGGUUGGAAAUGACACCAGUAAUCUGCUGUACCAUUCAGAUUCCAGUCGGAUAACCGUAAGGUACCGAAACGUCAUUAUAACCUCCGCUGAAAGAACUGUUUAUUUAUAGUUAUAUACAAAGUGUAGGAAAGCUUGAUGGGCAAAACUGUCAGUCUGGUUAUCUAUGGCAAUUGCUUAGCGGGGUAACAAUUCAGACUGGAUUAAAACCAUAAAAUGUUUGUUUAAGUGAAAUCCCGAUCUCAAACAAACUGCUUUAUUACAUGAAACGUUUUAAGUUUAUUUAAUUUUCAUUUAUGUUGUGCCAGCGCGGGUCCGAAGUCAAAAACACACCACAAGGAAAAUUUGGCUUGAAAAGAUUGUAGUUUUUAUUACAUUUCCGCACGCUUAACUGAUCUCUCAAGCUCUAAAGGAAUCUCAGUGAAUCUGACAAAGUGGAUAACAAAUUAACGGCAAAGAAGCUGUGAAAGGUUUGAACCCAGGAGUCAUUUCAUAAGUAGGUUGAGUAUGAUCGUCUGAGUGACCGUAGUCCUGAAUAGGACUUUUGUUGAUAUCAGUGACUGACGUGUCGACCACCUGUGCGGUAGUCAUCGUUAGAGUCAAUGUGAAAUGUAUCACGUUAUUUGAUGGUAUUAAACUUUGUUUAUUGACCUGAUUGGUCAAUUAAUUCGCGAUGUUAUUAGUCGUUCUCUCGUGGCUGGUUUUGCUUGAUUCCGUCAACCAGUCGUUUGUACGGUGCUGGUAACUGUUGUCUACGAUUCAACGGCGAUUGUUCUAAGUUAGAAAACCAGCUUUCUGAAGUGAGUCGUUGAUAGUAGUCUGUACAAUACGUAACACAUGUCGCAGAGUCCCAAUCGAUUUGAUGUUUCGCCUGUAAAUGGUGCUCAGCAAUGUGAUUGUUGACGUCACCAUUACUCGUCGCUCGUUUAUGUUCGGUCAGUCGCGUGCCAAGGUUUCUGCCUACAAAUGUAAGUAGCCUUGCAGUCGCAGCAUUUGAUCUUGUAUACUGCUCCCUGUCUGUCCUCCGGUUUGUCUUUGUCCCUGACAUUAGUUAAAAGGCGUCGUAAAGUGGCUAUCGGUUAGUGUACAACACGUAUAUUUUAAGGUUGUAGUAUACGUGGCGAUGGUUUCAGAAGUGCCUCUGAGGUACGGUAUAGUCGCGAUCAUAGCCAACCUACUUAUGACAUUUACGAACGUUGGUAUACAGACAAACUCGAAAAAAAAGCGUGAAGAAUAGUACAAACUUACGCCUUUCCGGUAGCUUAAGUCGGAGCGCAGUCGCCAAAAUCUAUGACGUAUACAUAAGGUGAUAGCGCGAAACAUCGGUCACUUAUUUAUUUAUUCAUUUAUUUCAGCUGGAUCACCUUCAUUGACCUCGAAAGUGGAGUGAAAAAAUAUGAAGUGUGCCUGAGUUCUUUUGUUCAGAAUUGUUCAGUCACGUCCUUCAUUGAUGUUGGACUAAACACAAGUUAUACAAUUGAUGGAUUACAGCUUUUGCAUGGAAAAACCUACCACGCGAUUGUGAGAGGUAUUAACAGAAUUGGCAUGUAUUCUGAAACGAAAACUGACGGGGUUUUGAUAGAUUUGACACCGCCAACGCUUAAAGAUAAGAACCAAGAGAUCUCCCCGGUCUGGUUCAGGUGCACCGAAGAGCACUUAAUGUCCGGCUGGAAUGAAUUGGAGGACCUUGAGAGCGGAGUAGCGGAGUAUAAAUGGUGUGUUGGAACGGCAAAGACGUCAUGUGACGUGGUGCCUUUAAAAUCGGUUGGAAAGGAAACCAGAGGCGCCGCUAUUGUAAAUAGACUUCGUUCGGGGUUGACGAUUUUUUCCAUUGUGUAUGGUGUAAAUGGGGCAAAGCUUAAAAAGCAAAUAAUAUCAGAACCUUGCACGGUAAUAACAGUAGCACCAGAACUAGUGGACGUUAUUGACACUUCAAAGUUAGAGACAAGCAAUUUCACAGAUAUUGACUGGCAGGAUACCAUCCAAGGCCUGUCACUUAGCUGGCAUAUCGUCGGGAAAUACCUUCGCGAAGUUUCUCGCUUGCGCAUUCAAGUGGCUGUGACAACUUCAUCCUCUAACAUUUCUGUGCCACGACUAAUUGACACAAAAUCCUGGAAUGGUGAGCUUCUUAAACAGCCAUACAUGGAAGUACUACCUUGGUAUCAAAAUGUUACGAUACAAAGUAUUCCUUUUCAGCCUUGGAACCGCUACCGUGGUAUAGUCAAGGUUUGGAACGAGGGUGGUAUAUACUCUGAAGCUUCAACCGAUGGAGUAAGAAUCGAGCCAAGUCCUCCACCUAAACGCAGUCUUAAAAUCCUUGACAAAGCUGCCAAAGUUGAGCAUUUACACUGGUGGCCAAAUCUGAGACUUUCCCCUCUUAACCAGAGCGCAGCAUCUUUGGAUAUCACAUACAUAUCAUCUCCAGCGGACUUGGACCUUAUCGUUAGGAGUGGUGUGUCAAACAGGACGUCCAACAAAACUGAUAAUCUUUUUAGCCCAACGGCAGAAUAUAAAAUCGUUGUCAAGAGAGCUUCAAGUAGCGAAAAUAUUACAAACACGACCAUCCAGUCCAGAACGAUGAAAGUUAUCCCUGGAUUCUCUAAUGCAGAAGGCCCGUGCUGCGCCAGAAGGUCUGUAAAGACACCCACCGUCUUCAGUGACACGCACUUGAAGCCAGCAUUACCAAGCGAAGACUUUGGAGUCUCCAUCGCUAAUUUACCAAAUGACAUGAUAGCCAUUGGAAGCAAAAAGAAGGUAGUCAUACAGUCACUUGGAACCAAAACUGCUUCUCAUUCUAUUCCACUGAAGAGCGGAUCAGAUCCUAAUGCAAGAGUUAAGAUAGCCUCAUAUGGAAACAGAAUUAUUUUUCUUCUAAACGGCAAAGUCUACCUAUACGAACAUGCAAGUGACAAUAUUGGAUUGAGAAAGGCAAUCGAGAUAGGAAGAUGUAAAAACUUAACAACGCCAGUGUGUUCAGGAAAUAAAUCAUGGACAAAUGCGGUAGGUGAGGUGUUUGCUGGCAACAAGGACAUUAUUGCAGUAGCCGGAACGAUGCCAAACUCAAAUAACAGCAUUGUGGCGGUCUUCCGGGCGAACAAUGGACCAUGGAGGUUUGUCCAAGUACUUGGUGAAGAAAUGAAAGAUCCGCACUUUGGAAGAUCAAUAGCUCUAAAUGAACGGUUAAUAGCAAUAACUACAAGAGAUGGAAAGAAUAGCUGCGUUGCAAUUUACUCCACUAAUACACUGCUUCUCCGCCAAAUCAUCUGUUUAGCUCCAUCGUUAAGCCACACGGGACCACUAGCGAUGUACGUCACCAAGACUGAUUCCCUUGUUGUCCUUUCAAGGUCAUCAAGGUUGCUGCAAGUAUAUCAGUUGCAUUCUACUUCCAACACCCACCAGGUGGUCUGUGAGUACCGUGCGUGGGGUUAUAAGGAGGACUUGAGUGGGCAUCUGGACGUAAACGCCAGAACGGAAGGCUUUAUUGUCGCUCUAGGUAUCCAAACUGGCGGUGGUGGAAAAGGAGUACAGCUUCUUGGUUUUCAAGGAAUAUACUCAAAAGAUUCCCACGAAAAAGUACCUGAAGAAUGCAUUAACCUAGGGACGGUUCUUGCCCGAGACAGCGGAUUGAGAGUCGAUGGACUAAGAACUCCAACAACAGUUGCAUUCAAAGGAAAUGCCAUCCUGUUUGGAUUACCUGACGUACUUACGUGGCCAAAGAUUGACAGUGAAAUGACUGGGAUAAGCACGGGAAGAGUAUUUAUGGCAGCAUAUUGUCCCUUAAAUCACUUCCGCAGUAGAGUUUCUGGCCUGCACAGGGUACGUCCUGUAUCAUGCUUACCUUGCAAACAAGGCAGAAAAUCAUUUGGUGGCUUUAGUGAAACUUGCUCAGAGUGUGCCAAAACAACAUGCCCUUCAUCUAAUGACCCUUACGUACUAUUAACAACAGGUAUCUGCGAUAAUGAAUCCUACGUUACUUCAAAAAACGGACGCAACACCACCCAUGGAGUCAAUCUUCACCUAGGAAAUGGAUCCUUCUUUGUUCCUGGACCCAACAAAGUCUACACUAUCGAGUUUCUUGAAACUACGCGAGCCAAUCAGUCCACAAGCUCUAUAUCGGAAUCAUUCGUUAUCGACUCUACGGCUCCUGAAACUGGAGUCGUAUAUGAUGGUCUUGGCAGCGAUCAGAACUUAAACUGUUCCGAGAACACAACAUUUGGGGAAAACAGCCAGUGUUCUACUCGAAAAUUUCAGGAGACAGAUAUUGAUUUCACCAGUAAUAAGCAUGAGAUUCACGCUAGAUGGAUUAACUUCCUGGACAACGAAAGUGGCGUUGUCGAUUAUUUCUGGUGUGUUGGGUCUCAGCCAAUGAGAGAUGACAUUCGAGUGUGCGAAAGCACGGGAAUUAGACCCAACGGAAGUCACUAUGGGUUUAAAUUAGAGCACGGUGAUUCUUAUUACGUCACAGUUGUAGCCUGCAAUGGAGCCCGCAAAUGCUCAGCGGCACAUAGCGACGGCGUUACUAUAGACGUCACACCUCCUGUCAUGAAGUAUGUAAGAGACGGGGUCACGGGACCAGAUAUAGACUACCAGGUAAAACUAUAAUGGCACUCUGAUGCACCUCCCUUUUUUGUCUAAAGCAUGUUCUAAAACAGUUGAACACAGGUCUGAAGGUGAAUUUUUACGUAGUUAGAACUAACAUUGCCGCAUAACUGGAGAAAUAGCAGUUCUGUGAGGAAAACGGUAAGAAAACGUUUGAGCUGUGAAUAAAAGAAGAAUUUGUGAACAUCAAAAGAUUUUAGACUCUGCCCAUAAUAACCGUUAUUUAUACUCAAAAUACUAUUUUUUAUGUCAGGUUUUUGUCGAUAUCAUUUUUGCUUACUUUUUGGCAAAAGACCCAGACAGUGGAGUGACGUCAUACGAGGUUGCCUGGGGCACUGGACCAAAUUUGACAGACAUAUCAGACUAUGAAGAAGUCAUCAAUACUACGGUAUGGCGCGCCAAGCUCGAUGAUGCUGUACUUGAGAUCGGAAAAAAGUACUAUGCCACCGUAAGAGCGACGAAUGGCGCUGGUUUACUCUCAGAAAAGUUAUCUUCCAAUGGAAUAGUAGUCGGAAAAACUGAAUUUACCUUCGAAAAUUCAUCAAAAGGGUCGUUCUUCUUUGAUACCGUAAAUGUCAAAGAUGAUGGCACGCGCAAGGACGAGGGUGUGGGGCAGACAUAUGGGACAAUGACCAUACCCGAGGGUGCUGUUAAGGAGAAAGUGAAGCUACGAUGUUACAGGUUGGACGACGAGGCAGUAAGCAAUAACAACACUGAAGAGGGACCUGUCAGUGAUCCAGCUAAGACGAAACCAAAGGUAUGUGGCAAAAAUUCAAUAGCAGUGGAAUAGUGGCGCUAAGGAAAUGACUCCGGCGCACUUGGUAUAUAAAAUCGCAUCACGCCUAGCUGUGCUAACAAAAGAAAAUAACGGCAUGGUUGCCGGCAACCAAAAUGAUGUGGUGAAACACGUAGUUUAUAAUCGUAAAGCAAUACUUCUGGUCUUUACAUCAGUUUCAAACUAUUGUUCUUCUUUAUAACAGCAAUUCUUGCUUGGAAACUACAGUUUCAUGAUCAAAGCACUGAAUCCACUGAAAAACACCGUUACAAAAGGAUAUCGAUUUGUCAAGCCGAUCAAGAUCAGUAUGUUCUAUGACGUUGCUAACCUGGUAAAAGCUAAUGGAAAGCACGUGAACAACGAUCUUACCAGGGAGGAUGUAGAUCCUAUUUUGUAUCUGUGGGAUCCAGAUAACCAAACCUGGUAACAUUUUACUUUUUUUUCUUUUACUGCUUUAAUUUACGCUCUAAAUUGAUCCUGAAAAUCUCUCCGUACAGUUGAAAUUUCUUUUUUGGGGGCUUGAAAGUACCAAAGCCGCUAAGUCGUCUCUUAUAAUUAUAUCAAAAGUACUUUUUAUUUAUUUAAUGAUUUUGUUAGUUAACUAUAAGAUACAUUUUAAGACAUCCAUGCUACGGACAGAAGGUAGACAGUUACUCAAAAAGCUUAAUCAAUAGCAAGAGUGAAAAUUUUACGUACUUUCGAACUAAGCUUUUAUCACAGUUGCUUGUUACUGUAAACAUGACUUUUCCUCAUAAUGACAAACCUUGCGGUCAGCGUCAUAAGGAUCUUGCAGGGAUAUUACUACAGAAUAGAAUAAACUGAUUUUCUUCGCAGCCGUCACCAAAGUCUCGACCUCGUUUCAUUGUUUGAGCUCACUGGAGGUCUAUAAGCUAUUUUUGUACUACAUAGCGGCUAGUAAGGAGUUGGGAGUGUAGGAGAAAAGGUUGCAGUUCACAGAAACUGCCACCAGUUUGAAAAGCCACGUUCUCACCUGGCCCAAAAUGUUCCCUUUUGCUGACAUCGAAAAAACUUUUUAAAAAUGAAUGUGCAAGGUCGUCUUGGGCAAUCUUUAGUUUUGCUUUGCUACUUGCUUUGUGACUGAUUGAAAAUCCCGCGAUUUUUCUCAACUAAUCAGAAGAAACGUCAAAAUUUACAAACUCGUCCCACGGCCUUUACCCUUCAAAUUUCCAAGGAAAAAGCCCUGGCCCGAGGUUUACAAAACCAUUCACCAUUUCCCACGCUUGGUGCUUGGCGUAGUUCAUAACUGAGAGAUAUAAUGAGUUGCUUACUGGAGAUGUGAUGUUUUUGCCCAGAGCAAACACUUUGAUCAGCUGGUCAUGUGAGGCUCUUGUCCAUCUGAUGCAAAUAAACACGUGACAACAGUCAGCCAGCCAUAAAGGUGCCCUCCUACAUUUCUAAAAUAAUUUAAGUAAUUUAUUUUUAAGGUUCGAUGCGGCCCUAACCUGUCCAGAACCUUGGAGUCACGUGAACCGAUCCAUCAAGCUGUUGGAAGUAAACGUCUGUCACUUAACUCAGUUUGCAUUCUUCUGGGACUUCGCUGCGCGGAACGGCUUGAUCCUGUUUGACAAGAAACAUUUAAGUAGGUAUCUUGGCAAAAAGUCUCCUCACUAGAAGGUCUACUUAUGGGUAAUACUGUUUUUAUGAAAGCUCAUCAACAAGAGUAAUAGGAACUUUGCAAUAAUCAGAGAUCUUAGGGGUACACUCGUCGGCCUCAUCAAACAACUCUAAAUAUGGUGACCGGUUAACUACUUUGACUCAUUUCCCCUUUUUCUAUUGGUUCAGUUCAACCUCCAAAUUUCUCUGUGUGUUUGUGUCUAAUUCAACUCCUUUUUUCGUUAAAAAUUAGCAUCUGUAUUAGUUAAAUCGACAACAUGUUUCAGUACAUAUGAUGUAUUUUAAAGAGUGAUAUAGCCACAAAGUACCACAUAACAUGAUAGCUGAAGACCUAGGUUUAAUUGAUUACGAUAUGUCUGGUCCCAUCACUUUACAAAGAGUAAUAUCAUUCUCGCCAAUCACAAAAAAAAGUACGAUCUCAGGCCUGCUAAUAAGACUAAUACGCGAGGUUAAGUGACAUUUUUGGCCAUUUUCAGUUUUUUCUUUAGAUGGGAACAUCAAAGUCACGCUGACGCAGAAGACUGCUAAGUUAGAACUACCAGUUCGCCGAUCCAAAGGUUCUCAGGGUAACAUCACAGUGCGUUGGUCCCUGUAUCACAAUGAUUCAACAGACAUCAGUGACCUUAUAUGGCCCUCAUCUGGAACACUAUCAAUGACUGAUGGUCAGUGGAGUGGUUCUUUGACUGUGAAUAUUGCCAAUAACAUCAAGAAACUGCCUGGGAACGUGAUAUGGGUUAAACUCGUAGACACAACAGGUGGGGCCUUGUUAGCCUCUACGAAUGAAACAACCACAAAGAUCGUUCUCGUUUCCCCUUUGAGGGAAAAACGCGGCCAAUGGUUUAUUAUUACAUUCUUUGUUUCAGUGGGAUCCGUGGUUACUAUAGUUCUAUUUUGUUACGCAUGGACGAUAAUCUUUCGGAAGACCCGGGGCGCAUCAAAUCUGGCUCAGAGUUUGAGCGGGAGUCAGAGUGCGGUUUGCGAAACAGCGCAAACCCCAGUGAAUCCAUGAACCAAGCAGCUUGAUAAAAAUCUCUCUUUUUUAGCUCUAUAAGGCAAUUUUUAUGCUAGGCUUCUGAUUUAGAAAUCGCUUUAUGUGCAGUCUUCAAUUUUCUGUUACAAACAGCCUUUGAAAUGAUAUAGGCUAAGUUCUUGGCGUAAACAUUUCUUUGGUCCUUCUCCGGCUGUGUCGUCCACAAACACGGUAAGGAUUAGAGAUCAAAUACUGGCAAAAUUUUAGUAGUAACUGUUACGCGGAACUUUUUCAGUUUGGUAAUAAACGUUACAAAUUGUUAUUGUUAAGAGAACAAUCUUAAUUUUGCUGUCACUUUUCGGGUAGCUCUUAAGAGAAUAUCUUUUUUGUUCCAUUUGUUUGUAUAUACGUAAUUUUCAGUAGCAUAGCUAGCAGGGUUUGACACUCGUUGAAGGCGAUCAGGGAAUUUGAAAGCGGUCAAAAAGGAACUACUAAGAUAUUUCAAAGUUCAUUCUAAUUUGAUUUUCUUAUACGGCUAUCGUCAUUAAAAAAAAUCAAGUUGUUAGAAGCUAGCGACCUUAAAAUUGACCUACCUCCAUUAUAAGAAAGUUUUUGAGAAGUAACCUAUGAUGAUGUUGUUGAACUCGCUCUGAGUAAAAUGUUUAUUAAGACAUUUGAGUUAGGUGCUCUCACAAAUAAUGUAUUUCAGAAGCUACAUAGUAAAAUAAGCAUCAGUUACAUGACAACUUAGAAUUUCAUAGUGAUUUACAUGACAACUAUAAAUGAGUUAAGAGUGGAAUUUACGAAAUAUCUAGCUAUGCAGGCAAAAAAACAUCGGUUUUCUAUUUGCAUGAUUUAUUACUACACAGCAUUUUGUCAGAUUUUUUAUACAUAGUUAAAUCAGUCUUUUGUCAUAAUAUUCUUGUUGAUCAAUAAAAUCUUGAAAAAGACUU
This is a messenger RNA of Porites evermanni, 25352 nucleotides long. Lineage: Eukaryota; Metazoa; Cnidaria; Anthozoa; Scleractinia; Poritidae. The record is from the annotation of a GenBank genome assembly.